Molecule: messenger RNA, 1508 nt
Organism: Cottoperca gobio
Lineage: Eukaryota; Metazoa; Chordata; Actinopteri; Perciformes; Bovichtidae
Gene: sprn
Product: shadow of prion protein
Exons: 1
Coding region: 1-465 (154 amino acids)
Cellular component (GO): membrane
Source: RefSeq, a predicted model, not a curated record
AUGUCAGGAAUGAACCAGGUGGUUGUAACAUUCUGGACUUGCCUCCUGCUCUCUGCUUUCCUGUGUGAGCCGGUGCUUUCCAAAGGUGGUCGUGGAGGGUCCCGGGGCUCCUCUCGAGGCACCCACUCCCGCAGCUCCACAGCGGGGAGUCAGCGGGGAGGCGCCUACGGUGGGACCCGCUCCCGCAUCAGGGCGGCAGGGCGGUCGUCUCCGGUGAGGGUGGCAAGUGCAGCAGCGGCAGGGGCAGCAGUGGCGUUAUCAGCGGAUAAAUGGUACGCCUCAGCCUACCGCCGCAGCAACGUCGACAGCUCAGAUGAUGAGCUGGAUUACUACAACAGGACAAAUUACUUUGAUUCACUAAUGUCAGGCUCAACUCAAAAUGGAUCUUCUCUCUCUAAAGUGGUUUCUAUCAUUAUUGCAACAUUUUCCCCAAAAUAUGGACUCUUGCUGGACAGUAUACUGUAGAUGUUAAGCAUUUAUUUUCUAGGAUAAAUUCCUGAUUCAGUCUAGGACUGAGCUUCUGCCCUGGAUCUGAAUAUAAUGUGCAGGACUCGCUGGAACCUGCUCUGAGAAGAUCAGUUAGAGGUGCAACACAGUGGUGGAAGGACACAAUUAAAAAUAUAUAUAUCACUGUACUGUAUAUUUUUACACAUAUAAUCAUCCAUACCAACAGACAAAUGUAACCAACACAGUAUUUAAUGUGACCUUUCACCUUUAAUGUGCACCUUUGUCAAAUCUGUCAGUGUGUGUGAUAUAAACUGGGUCCCAACUAUGUUAAAUAUAAUUAGUUUCCUUCCCUAAAGUUUGAUUCCUAGAUCUAAUUGUGAAAAUGUUUUAUCAAAAAAAAUCAAUAACCUUCUUAAGGAGUGUAAUGAAACCACAGGCUGCCAAUUUAAAUAAUACUACCAAACCAAAUUGUAUGUUAAAAAUCUGCAAAGUUAAUGACCAGCAUCGCUGCUCUUUUAUGUAUAACACUGAAGUCAUUCCAAGUCAAAGUUGGCACCAGCAUUAAUCUGCCCCUGAAAUUAUUUUUUUAAAACUUCUUCAAUUGGAGUUUUUAUUUUGAGAAAGGAAAAUUGCAAUUUGUGAUUUUUUUUUACAACUUUUGUCUGCAAAACAUAAUUUCAAGACUGAAUUUCAAGAUCUAUUUAUCGAGGUAGUCACUGGUGUUGCCAUAAAGAUAAUUCUCUACAAUAAGAUGAGACAAAUGAGAGUAUUGUGCUUUAGGAAAGCUAAACUGCAGUUUCCAUAUCCAUCUCAAAUCUUUGUGCAAUUUAUACCCUUUUAUAAAAUUCAGACCUGUGUAGGAACCACGUCAUGGCUGGGAGGGACACUAGAAAACAAACUGCUGCUCUCAAUGUUAUUAAUGUCUGAUGGUCUGUCCCAGAAGAGCUUUUUACCUGUUGUACACACUCAGGAGAAACAGACUGUUCCAUAUAAAUGCACUCUAUUACAUGCUACAACACUUGUACAUAAGUUAAGCGUUUGUUAUCACCGUCUUUGUGCUA